Molecule: messenger RNA, 1830 nt
Organism: Symbiodinium sp. CCMP2592
Lineage: Eukaryota; Dinophyceae; Suessiales; Symbiodiniaceae
Source: the annotation of a GenBank genome assembly
AUGCAGAAGCUGCACGCAUUGGCGACAAAGACAACUCCAGCCAAAAGGAGCUUUAUCUUCCAAGCUCUACGGGACAUGAUUUUCCGCAACAUGCUUGAAAAUGAUGAUGUCAGCAAGUCUUUCCUGGUGGGGGACGGGCACAAUACAUGCGGUUUCAUUGCCCUGACAGAACUGAAGCUGGACUGUUUGGCCCACUUCAAGGCGGUGGUCUUACCCCGAGCCCAGAUCCGUGAACAGGACCGCGUCGUCAUUGGAGAAGCAUUGCUGGACCAUACGACAUAUAACAAAAGAAUGCUGGGUGAUGACGUGGCUUGGCAGGGCAUGCUGCUGGAGUCGAGCAUGCAAGCCCUCAGAUUUUUAGCCCUGAAAGAGAAGUGGGGCCAAAUCGAGCAGCUGAGAACAAACGAGCUUGCAGAGGAGAAGGUCAAGCUGCGGCGCGAAGCCGAGCCCGAGGAAACGCCGGAAGACCCAGACCACGGCACGGCCCUGGCACAAAUGCGGAAGCCAGCAAGCAAUUUCACGGAGGAGAGCGAAGGCUACUGGUUGGCGGUGGCGAAUGAGAUGGUGAGACGUUUUGUCAGUUUCAUGGUUUUACCUGAGACACAAAAUCAAAUGAUGCAGCUUGUAACACAGUCCGUGCUCAAAGACGUGGAGGUGGUGGCAGGCUCUACGUGCUGCUGCUUGUGGAUGGACAUGGACCUCCUGGGUGAGUCGUGCGGUGGUCCACUUGCACAGCGCGGCUUGCGUCGUUCAGAGCCCUUCGAGGUAGGCACGUGGAAGUCGCUUCUUCAUGGAGCCCUCCUCGCACGCGGAGCGCAGCAGAAAAGCGAUCAGGGUGAAGCGCCAGUGCCGUGCGAGACAGACAUGGUGCUCAUCCACUCAGGUGGACGGCCGGACAUUCUAACAUCCGCACGGCAGAUGUUCCGUUUGGAGAAGAGCAAGCAAGUCGUGAACACGGAUGCUUGGGAGAAGAAAAUCGGAGUUGUUUUCAAUGAAGAAGGCAUUCGGCAACGAAAGAAGCGCAUCAAAACCAGCGACGGCUACAGCCAGCAAACGGAUGUGUUUGCGUACACACAGAAGGGGUGUGUGCCAGAAACCUUUCCUGAACGACGCAGGAAGCACUACAGCGGGUAUAACACGGGCGACGUCAUUGGUUGGGUUGACUGCGUUGGAUCAGACGACCUGUGGGUGACCAGCAGGCAGGAAAAGGAAGAAAUUCUCGGACAAAGGGGGAUCCUCAAGUUGAGCGACAAGGAGAAGAUUAGCCUUCUGCAAGACACGAAACUGGGCGAGGAGGUGAGCACCGUGGAGUCUGUCUUCCCGUCCGCAAAGUUGCCCACCAAAUUCCAUCUGGAGACACUCUGGUCGUACUGCGUGUCCUGCGCAAUAGAUUUCACACCCGGGCAGGGUGAUUUCCUGCGAGCCUGUGUGGAGUCGAGGACGCCCGUCCUAUGCUUUGGUCUGACAGAGACGCACAACAAGUGUUUGGAAGAGCAUCUGACAAAAUGGGUUGUGAAGUGCAUGGCGACAGAGGGAAGUAGUCUGCACCGCAAAAAUGCCAAGGACGUCCUUGAGAAUCUGAAGAAGCGCCCGCUCCAUGCUGGCGCUGACAAUGGCAAGACCAAUACCGAGGACGAGCCCACAGAGAAGAAGCCCAAAAACGGAGAGCCGAAGACCAAACCGAAGCCAAAGGACUCCAAAAAGAAAGACAAGUCCUCUGAGAGUGUCGAGUCCGCCAAGAAGACUAAGAAAAAGGGCAAGAAGAGCAAGAAAGCUACCAAAAAGAAGAAAGAGGAGAGCUCCUCGUCUUCCAGUGAGGAGCCAUGGUAG